AUGCAUCCACCCAGUGGCUCUUCAGGUCCUCAUGGCUCUAUUCCCGGUAUGCGCCCAGAGAACUCGCGUCCGCGCUUGCCAGCGGAUACCUUCGAGAUAGGUUCGUGUUCUCCUGUAGCGCACUAUGGACCAUCGAUGCUCAUCCAGAGGCAUCUUUCAGUUCCAUCCCAGCAAGGAUCUUCACGAAAUCCAGGAUCUAACAAUCCGGCCGGAGAUUGGUUCUUUUCGUCUUCGACGGGUGCAGCGACUCAUGGCAGAAGUGCCCACCCUAGUAACAUGGACACUAUGAUGGGCACUGCUCCCGCAUACUACGCCCCGCAAGCGGCACCUCACGAUGAGAGUGUCUACGCUCGUCAAUAUCAGGAAUGGGUGGACUCGUUCGACAGCCAGCAGCAACGACAGGCGACCUUUAGUACCACUCAUCAACCUCAGGCAAAUCGCAGCGAACCUUCAUAUCCGUACCAGCAGCAGUACACGGGCGCUGGCCCGAGUCAACAGUACGGCCCGGUCUCAAUGGGAGGACCGCAAUCUCAGCCUACCGCAGGGGCGUCCAGUUUCGACGGCUCUGCCUCUUACACCUCCCAAAACGCAGGCUACACGGAUUACUACGAAGAGAUCCUGGCUGCUGGCCGCGGCAAUCCCUCAGUUCCUUCAUCGCACCCGACGACCAUUCCGCCGAACUUGUAUCAGAGUGCUGAUGCAUCGUACAGCAGCACGCCCGACUCAGCACAUCGUCAUCAGCAACAGACCUUCGAUUUUACGCACGCGCCUCAUCCCCGUCGACCAGAGCGCCCGACCGGCGCCACCGGGGCAGGUGGUUAUGCCCAAUAUAGCCAUCACAAUCAGCCCCAGCCAGCGCAGUCCAACGCUUCCUCGACUCAAGCCUCCUCCCGGUCCCCGACAUGGGCAGAAGAGUCUCGCCGCAAUGCAGCGGACCCGAAGGGCAAAAGUUCCAAUCUUCUGUUUAGGAUGCACCAGCCCACUGCCAAAGGAGCCGAAAGCACGAAUCCGUCUGGGUUACCACAUCAAACCUUACCACAGGGACAAGGGAUAUCGGUUUCAACGAUGGAAGAACCUGCAAAGCGGCCGAAUAUGCGUAAGCGCGCUAGGAGAGACGGUGCUGGGGAAUGGAGUGGGGACGACGAGGGGAGUGAAACGGAAAGUGAGGACGAGGAAUAUGCUGGUGGAAUCAGAGUUGGGAUUCCAGGAGUCGUGAGCAAAGGGAAGGCGAAGGACAGGCAGUCAAGGCUGUGA
This is a messenger RNA of Coprinopsis cinerea okayama7#130, 1254 nucleotides long. RefSeq lists its product as hypothetical. The transcript has a single exon. The record is from RefSeq and is a predicted model, not a curated record. The coding region runs from base 1 to 1254 and encodes 417 amino acids. NCBI's taxonomy places the organism in Eukaryota, Fungi, Basidiomycota, Agaricomycetes, Agaricales, Psathyrellaceae.